UUCUGAACCAAAUAAUGUUUUAAUAAUUUUAAAAGGAGAGGCCUGCCAUGAUAACUCACUUUGGGCUUAACAAGAAAUAAAGAAAUGAUCACAAUCUGAAUUGCAUCCCUCCGGCUUCUCCACCGUCCGCUGUGGCAGAUAUCCUCCUUUCCACACCUAAGCACUUAAUUGGUUGCAAGACAAAAAUGCUUGAGCCACGUCUACACUUUAGAAACCACUUACUUCUUUAAUCCGCGCACUUGUCCGCCCCCUUUCGAGUUGUGACCGUCUCACUCGUGCGGCACAGGUGUGAGGUGUCAUCCGCACUCCGGGCACAACACAGCACAUCUUCGAUCUGUUCCUCCGUCACUGCACUAGUCCUCCAUCACUUAUUUCGUCCUUCCCCUUCUUUCUCCUCCGUCCAUCAAAUUAAUGGCAGCUUCGCCUCCGCCCAUUCUUUCCUUCCUUCUACUGCUAAUCCUAGUACUGUUCGCGACCGUAAACCUAGCUGAGGAUGUUAGUAUUACGACCGAGAGAAAGAGGAAGAAGACGUACAUCGUCCGGGUGGAUCACCGAGCCAAGCCGGCCGUUUUCCCAAUCCACGGCGACUGGUACGUCUCCGGGGCCUUCUCCGGCGGCAGUGAGCCUCUGGACCUCCUCCACGUCUACGACACGGUUUUCCAUGGCUUCUCGGCGUCCCUCGAGCCCGGCCGUGCCGCUGAUCUCAGGCGCAAUCCGGCCGUGCUGGCUGUUUUCGAGGACCGCGUCCGACGCCUCCACACCACCCGCUCCCCGCAGUUCCUCGGCCUCCGCACGCGGCUCGGCCUCUGGUCCCUCUCCGACUACGGCUCUGACGUCAUCAUUGGCGUCCUCGACACCGGCAUCUGGCCCGAGCGCCGCAGCUUCUCCGACCGAAACCUGACCCCGGUCCCAUCCCGCUGGCGCGGCGGCUGCGACUCCGGACCCGGCUUCCCAGCUUCUCUCUGCAACAAGAAGCUCGUAGGCGCCCGUUUCUUCACUAAGGGCCACGACGCCGCCUUCCCCGAGGCCGCCGCCCUCGCCGACGCAGAUGGUGGCGUCAACGGGACGGCCGCGGAGUUCCGCUCGCCCAGAGACGCCGACGGCCACGGGACGCACACUGCGUCGACGGCGGCCGGCAGCAUCGCUUUCGGCGCAAGCAUGGGCGGGUAUGCCGCCGGGGUGGCGAAGGGCGUGGCCCCCAAGGCACGCGUCGCCGCCUACAAGGUGUGCUGGAAGAGCUCCGGAUGCCUCGACUCCGACAUCCUCGCCGGCUUCGACCGCGCCGUCGCCGACGGCGUCGACGUCAUCUCCGUCUCCAUCGGCGGCGGCGAGGGCGUCGCGUCCCCCUACUACCUAGAUCCGAUCGCCGUCGGCGCUUACGGCGCCGCAUCCCGCGGCGUCUUCGUCGCCACCUCCGCCGGCAACGACGGGCCGACGGGGAUGUCCGUCACCAAUCUCGCGCCGUGGCUGACCACCGUGGGGGCCAGCACCAUCGAUCGCACCUUCCCGGCCGACGUCGUCCUCGGGGACGGCCGCCGCCUCGCCGGCGUGUCGCUUUACUCGGGAGAGCCGCUCGCCGCCGCCCUCCCCCUCGUCUACCCGGGGCGGACGGGCGGCCUCUCCGCCUCGCUCUGCAUGGAGAACUCCCUCGACCCCAAGCUCGUCCGCGGCAAGAUCGUCAUCUGCGACCGCGGCAGCAGCCCCCGCGUGGCCAAGGGGCUGGUGGUCAAGGAGGCCGGCGGCGCCGGGAUGAUACUCGCCAACGGCGCCUCCAACGGCCAGGGCCUCGUGGGCGAUGCUCACGUGCUCCCCGCGUGCGCCGUGGGUGCCGUCGAGGGCGACGCGCUCAAGGCCUACGUCGCCGCGGAGCGCAGCCCCGUGGCCAGCAUAGCCUUCAGGGGCACCGUGGUCGGGGUCAAGCCGGCGCCCGUGGUGGCCUCCUUCUCCGCCCGCGGGCCCAACGGGCUAACUCCGGAAGUCCUCAAGCCGGACCUGGUCGCGCCAGGCGUCAACAUACUGGCGGCGUGGACGGGGGCUGCGGGGCCCACCGGGCUGGACGCGGACGGGCGGCGGACCGAGUUCAACAUCCUCUCGGGAACGUCGAUGGCGUGCCCGCACGCGAGCGGCGCGGCUGCGCUGCUCAAGUCGGCGCACCCGGGCUGGAGCCCCGCCGCCAUCCGCUCCGCCAUGAUGACGACGGCGGCGGUGGCCGACAACCGGGGCGGGUUCGUGGCCGACGAGUCCACCGGGCGGCCCGCGACGCCACUCGAUUUCGGCGCCGGACACCUCAAUCUGGGCCGAGCCAUGGACCCCGGCCUCGUCUACGACCUCGGCGACGCCGACUACGUCGCGUUCCUCUGCGCCCUUGGCUACCAGCCCAGCACCAUCCAGGUCAUCACCCACGCUCCCGUCACCUGCGCCCGCUCGGCCUCGGCCUCUGCCUCCGACCUGAAUUACCCGUCCAUUUCGGUGGUGUUCGACGGCGGCGCGGCGAACCGUAGCCAGAGCAGGACGGUGGUGAGGACGGCCACGAAUGUGGGGACAUCGGCGGACGUCGUCUACCGAGUGAGGGUGGAGAUGGCGGCUAGCGCGGCUGUUAAUCGUGUCUCGGUUGCAGUGAAGCCGACCAAACUGGCAUUCUCUGCAGCGGCGAAGCGGCGGAGCUUCGCGGUUACGGUGGCGACGGCGGCGGCGGCGGUUCCCGAGCCUGUUUAUGGGCACCUCAUCUGGGCGGAUGGGACCCACGAGGUUCGGAGCCCCAUCUCGGUGUCGUGGAUCCAGUACAUGUGAUGUUCGGGCUCUUGUUUGGGCGGUGACCGGUCGGGCCGGACCGAACUGAUCUACCCCGGUCUUGGUCCGAACCGGACAGCAAACUUUAUCAUUGGCGAGACGAGGAACAGUAAACAGGGACCUUAUUCGGGUGCAGCAGUAGCGUUUGAAGUUUGCUUCUAGUGUUUUGUUUUUCUUCGCUCCCAGCUUUUCAGUAUAUCACGUGGUGGUGGGCCCGGAGUAAAAGAUGGGGCCAGUUAAAAGUUGCUUUGUGCAGCUCUAGUUUUGUUUUUGAUUUUGUUUCUGUUUCUGUUUUUUUGUUUUCUUUUUCCUUUUUUGGUAUUUACUUGAGAGAUGCGGCUCUAGUAUUAAGUAAACAAGUGCCAGCGCUUCGCGGCGUAAAAUUUACGUAAUUUAUUUAAAGUUUAAAAUUUCUA
Ananas comosus (pineapple) is the source of this 3206-nucleotide messenger RNA. Its product is annotated as subtilisin-like protease SBT1.6. The transcript has a single exon. Bases 412 to 2790 code for a protein of 792 amino acids. Gene Ontology annotation, molecular function: serine-type endopeptidase activity. Gene Ontology annotation, biological process: proteolysis. The record is from RefSeq and is a predicted model, not a curated record. NCBI's taxonomy places the organism in Eukaryota, Viridiplantae, Streptophyta, Magnoliopsida, Poales, Bromeliaceae.